Erigeron canadensis is the source of this 1210-nucleotide messenger RNA. RefSeq names its product protein FLUORESCENT IN BLUE LIGHT, chloroplastic-like. NCBI's taxonomy places the organism in Eukaryota, Viridiplantae, Streptophyta, Magnoliopsida, Asterales, Asteraceae. Gene Ontology annotation, molecular function: protein binding. Gene Ontology annotation, biological process: chlorophyll biosynthetic process. The transcript has 5 exons. Bases 82 to 1032 code for a protein of 316 amino acids. The record is from RefSeq and is a predicted model, not a curated record.
AUCUAUCACAUAGUGACGUGGAUGGGGAUAACAAACAUCCCAUCAAAUUGUGUCUAGUCCCCCACAGGCACAACUAUUACAAUGACGGUGGUCGCCGGUUGCUCCUCCUCCUGUCUUAUUUCCCGACCAAUUUCCUUUCCACCCUCUCACACUACCAGCGCUGGAAGCGUACUUUCCCUGGUAAUCGAUGUCCAUAACUUGGUAUUUCAUAGAGAUGAUUGCACUAGAACCUUUAAAGCACGUCGAAUUUUACUUGGCGUCAGUGCUGUAAGUAAGAAGCUAUCAAGAUUUGGGGAAACUGAUUAUGGAGUUGUUGAUGAAUCCUCCACUUUGCAACAGAGAACGGGCCUUGUAGGAUCCUUACAAGCAGGAGCUGUUAUUGCAAAUGCCUUGUUAUUAACUACACCUUUAGAAGCACUGGCAGAAACCUGUGAGGCGCCGCUAUCUGUGUUUAAUAUGAACAUGCCUUUGUUACUACUUGUAGCCCUCAUUGGUGCCACAGUUGGAGGACUGCUUGCUCGACAAAGAAAAGCAGAGCUGUUAAGGCUAAAUGAACAGCUUCGCCAGAUUAAUACAGCUUUAAAAAGGCAAGCAAAGAUAGAAUCGUAUGCACCUGCUUUAAGUUACGCUCCUGCUGCUGCUAGAGUAUCAGAGAACGAAGUGAUUGUUGAUCCAAAAAAGCAAGAGUUGAUAUCCCAUCUGAAAAAAGGCAAGAACUUUCUACGAAAUCAAAAUCCAGAUAAGGCAUUUUUCGAGUUUAAGACUGCGCUUGAGCUCGCUCAGAACAUUAAAGAUCACAUUGAGGAAAAGAAGGCUGCAAGAGGACUAGGAGCAUCAUUGCAGAGGCAGGGAAAGCACCAAGAAGCCAUUAAAUACCAUUCAAUGGUUCUAUCUAUCUCAGAAAGGGAAGGAGAGGACUCAGGAAAUACAGAAGCAUUCGGUGCAAUAGCUGAUUGUUACACCGAGCUUGGUGAUCUGGAGCGGGCAGCUACUUACUAUGACCAAUACAUUGCAAGAUUACAAGCAGACUGACCUGUUUAAAUUAUCAUAUCGGAAACUGGGUAUUUUUUUUUGUAGUAGAGGCAUGUAUUGGUUUCGACGGGGUUCAUCAUCUAUGUAUCUCUCUUGGUUUCUUGUAAUAAACUUUCUUGAACCUUAUGUACCUCUUCGAGUUUGAAGUGUUAGAAGACUGGCUACGUGUAUUCAUGAA